CAGAGCUCCCUGAAGAUGUCUGACUUAUAUUGCUUUAAACUAUCUGGACAUUUGCUGUUUAACUGCUGAAGCUUCUCUACCAUUUGUUUUUCUCCUGAAGCCUUAGUCUUUUGAGGGAUCGGAACUGGCUGCUAUGGAAUUAAGACCAAGUAAAACAUGAGAAGAUGUAUUCAAGAUGAUCCAGCCCGAAGAUUUUUCACUUCAUAGGAAUCUUAUUUUUGUUUAAUAUGUAAUAUAAUUUGACAAAGCCAAGUUCAAUUACUUACCUUGAAAUUAAGGCGCACCUGUGGCCUUCAUCAGAAAUGUUUCUAACAUUUUCAAGAAAAAAUAUGUCCCAGAAACUGAGUAUGUUUUUACUAGUUUUUGGAAUCAUUUGGGGUUUGAUGUUGCUACGCUACACUUUUCAGUAUCCAAGACGCCAAAGCAGUGCCGAGUUGCGUGGACAGAUAUUAGAUCUAAGUAAAAGAUAUGUCAAAGCACUGGCAGAAGAAAAUAAAAAUUUAAUGAAUGGUGGCGGUGGAGCCUCUAUGGCAGGAUAUG
Cariama cristata (Red-legged seriema) is the source of this 540-nucleotide messenger RNA. RefSeq names its product coiled-coil domain containing 126 (gene CCDC126). The annotation marks the transcript as partial. The record is from RefSeq and is a predicted model, not a curated record. NCBI's taxonomy places the organism in Eukaryota, Metazoa, Chordata, Aves, Cariamiformes, Cariamidae. The transcript has 2 exons.